Molecule: messenger RNA, 507 nt
Organism: Panicum hallii
Lineage: Eukaryota; Viridiplantae; Streptophyta; Magnoliopsida; Poales; Poaceae
Exons: 1
Coding region: 1-507 (168 amino acids)
Source: RefSeq, a predicted model, not a curated record
AUGGACGCGUAUUGCAAUGAGAUAAGAAAGCUCGAGGCCAAGUUCUACGGCCUAGUGUUCCACCAUGUCCUCAGGGACUAUAACAUUGCUGCAGAUGUCCUCUCCAAGCUUGGAUCCAAACGAGCUCUUGUCUCGGCAGGAGUAUUUGUCCAGGCACUCAACAGCCCUACAGUGAAGCUCGAGGAGGAUCCCCCCAACAAGCCAGACUUGGUACCAGCCGAGGGCCAAGAAGUACUCGUCAUCGAGUCUGACUGGCAAACACCCAUCAUCGACUUCAUCGUCCACAACAAGUCUUACCCCAAGAAGAAGGAACACGAAAAACUCUCCAGUUACAUCACCAUCGGCAACAACCUGUUCAAGCACUCGGCUUCUUCAGGGAUGCUGAGCAAGUGCAUCUCCCAAAGCGACGGAGUAGCUCUACUCAGUGAGACCCACUUGGGCAUCUAUGGGAGCCAUGCAGGAGCUUCCACCCUGGUGGGAAAAGCCUUCAGGUCCAGCUUCUACUGA